Messenger RNA from Austrofundulus limnaeus, 6204 nucleotides. RefSeq names its product citron rho-interacting serine/threonine kinase b (gene citb). Lineage: Eukaryota; Metazoa; Chordata; Actinopteri; Cyprinodontiformes; Rivulidae. The record is from RefSeq and is a predicted model, not a curated record. Bases 251 to 5173 code for a protein of 1640 amino acids. The transcript is spliced from 40 exons.
GAAGGAUGACAUCCCUGAAUCUGAUGAAGCAGCGAAGCACUCAUUCUGGCUGGAGGCUUCUGAGGGAGACCCCACAUGAACGGGCGCCCUGGACGAGGAGCUGCCGUGUCUGAGGGGCUUCAGAGAAAACCUGUCAGCUUUGAGAAGUCUCUGGACUGGUGAAUACAUCCAUCAACUCUCAGGAGAAGAAAACCUUUUUGGACAAACCUGAUCACGUUUAAAACAAGAAGAGUUGAGAAACACCGGACAAAUGUCACAGGUUGAGCAGGAGAUCUCUUUGGUCCAAAGCAAGAUGUCCGACCUCGAGUCUGUGCUGCAACAGAAAGACAUUGAGCUGAAGGCCUCAGAGACUCAGAGGACAAUCUUGGAGCAGGACCUGGCGACUUACAUCACUGAAUGCAGCAGUCUUAAGCGCAGUUUAGAACAAGCCCGUAUGGAAGUGACACAGGAGGACGAUAAAGCCCUGCAGCUCCUCCACGACAUCCGGGAGCAGAGCAACAAACUUCAAGAGAUCAAAGAACAGGAAUAYCAUGCUCAGUUAGAGGAGAUGCGAGUUUCCAUCAGGCAGCUGGAGGAGGACCUGUCUGCCGCCCGACGCCGUAGCGACCUGUAUGAGGCAGAACUGAAGGAGUCCCGACAAGCCAACGAGGAACAGAAGAGGAAAGCUGCAGACUACCAGCACAGGAUCCAGAAGGCCAAAGAACAAGGCAAAGCUGAGGUAGACGAGAUGAUGACCAAGUUAGAGAGGGCCAGCAUCGAACAGCAGACGAGGAUCCAGGACCUACAAGAGAAGCUUGCCAAGGCAUUAAAGGUCAGUUCUGAGGCUACAGACCACCUUCAGAACAUGAAAAUGGCCAAAGAACGUCUGGAACGAGAUCUAGAGAGGCUGCAGAAUAAGGAAGACUCCAGUGACAGCCUGCGCAGACGUCUCCGUGAGACUGAGGAUGGAAGGAAGACGCUUGAGAACCAGGUGAAACGGCUGGAGAUUGUUGAGCGCCGGGAGACUAAACUCAAAGAUGAACUUCAGAGCAAGGCCCAGCAGAUACAGCAGAUGGCAGAUAAGAUUCUGGAACUGGAGGAGAAUCUACGAGAAGCCCAAGCCACAGCCCAGAGGCUCGAGACUCAUCUGAAGCAGAAGGAAAAACUCUAUGAGGACAAAAUAAAGGUGCUGGAGGCGCAGAUGAAGGCGGACAUGGCUGAUAAGGAGAUGCUGGAGUCCAGUCAGAGCAAAUAUGAGGAGGAGGUGCGGGAGAAGUGCAGCAUCAUCAGUGAACAGAAGGCGACUAUUAAUGCAAUGGACUCAAAGAUGAACAGUCUGGAGCAGAGAAUCACUGAGCUGUCYGAGGCCAACAAACUGGCAGCCAACAGCAGUAUCUACACCCAGAAAAACAUGAAAGCCCAGGAGGAAAUGAUUUCAGAGCUUCGCCAGCAGAAGUUCUACCUGGAGUCUCAAGCGGGAAAGCUGGAGGCCCAGAAUGCCAAACUGGAAGAGCACCUAGAGAAAAUGAGCCAACAGGAGCAAAGCCAUAAGAGCCGUGUGCUGGAGCUGGAAACUAGACUCCGAGAGAUUGGGCUGGAGCACGAGGAACAAAAACUGGAGAUCAAGCGUCAGGUGACAGAACUGACCCUGUCGCUGCAAGAGCGGGAAUCUCAGAUUAGCAAUCUGCAGGCAGCUCGCCACGCUCUGGAGAGCCAGCUGCAGCAGGCCAAGACUGAGCUGGAGGAGACCACUGCAGAGGCUGAGGAGGAGAUCACUGUACUCAGAGCUCACAGAGAAGAGAUACAACGCAAGUAUGAUGCCCUGAGAGACAGCUGCGCAGUGAUCACAGAUCUGGAGGAGCAGCUGACCUCACUGACYCAGGAGAAUGCCGAGCUGAACCGUCAGAACUUCUACCUGUCCAAGCAGCUGGAUGAGGCCUCUGAUGAGAGGGAGGAUCGGCUGCAGCUCGGCCAGGAUGUGGACAGGCUGCGGCGGGAGGUGGCUGACAGGGAAAUGCACWUGAACAACCAGAAACAGAACCUGGAGACCCUGAAGACCACUUGCACCAUGCUGGAGGAGCAGGUUCUGGAGCUGGAGACGAUGAAUGACGAGCUGCUGGAGAAGGAGAGACAGUGGGAAGCCUGGAGAGCGACGCUGGAGGAGGAGAAGAACCAGGCAGAGAGGAGGAACAGGGAGAUCCAAAGGAUGCUGGACACGGAGAAACAGAACAGGCUCCGUGCAGAGCAGCGCAGCUCUGAGUCUCGUCAGGCUGUGGAACAGGCGGUCAAGGAGCACAAAGCUGAAAUCCUGGCUCUGCAGCAGGCCCUCAAAGACCAGAAACUCAAAGCUGAGAGCCUCGCAGACACUUUAAAUGAUCUGGAGAAGAAGCAUUCCAUGCUGGAGAUGAACGCCCGCAGUUUGCAGCAGAAGCUAGAGAGUGAGCGGGAAGUGAAGCAGAGACUGCUGGAAGAACAAGAGAAACUGCAGCAGCAGCUGGAUGCUCAGAAGAGUCACAUAUUCCGCCUGACCCAGGGGCUGCAGGAUGCUUUGGACCAGACCGAUUUGCUCAAAACUGAGAGGACUGACUUGGAAUACCAGCUGGAGAAUAUCCAGCUCCACCUGCAGGCUGUAUACUCUCAUGAGAAGGUGAAAAUGGAGGGAACCAUCACCCAGCAGACCAAACUCAUCGACUUCCUUCAGGCCCAGGCUCAUGGCGGCUCCAAGAAGAAAAAAGGUCUUUUCGGACGUCGGCGAGAGGACCUGUUGGCUGCCAUGGCUGCUCAGGCUCAAGCUCAGGGUCAGAGUCAGGGUCAAAGCCAGGUGCCCCCUGUGCCCCCCAUCCAGCCGGUGCCUCUGCAGUACAGCGACAUGAAGGCAGCUCUGGAUAAAGAGCGGUCUCGUUGCUCAGAGCUGGAAGAUGCUCUGCAGAAAAUGAGAAAUGAGCUCCGAUCUCUGAGAGAGGAAGCUCUCCAGUGUAAGGACCACAGCAGCACUACUAACCCAGCCACAGCAAGGCAGCAGAUAAUCCUGUCUGCCAUGGUGAAGUCCCCCGAGCACCAGCAGGGCCCCACCAGCCUGGCACCUUCCAACUCAGGACGCAGAAAAGACACCCCAACCCCCGAGGAGAGAAGGAGAGUCACUUUUGAAAAGUACAGUCGUCGUUUGAAGGACAGUCAGAGGGACAGGGACAGGGAGAGGGUCCUGCACCACAACACCCCUCACCGAUUCACCGUGGGACUCAACAUGAGAGCUGCCAAGUGUACUGUGUGCCUCGACACUGUUCACUUUGGCCGCCAAGCAGCAACCUGUCUCGAAUGUCAUGCUUUGUGCCACCCAAAGUGCUCAGCAUACCUUCCAUCGACGUGCGGCAUGUCCAGCGACUGCUCCCUGCAUCUUUCUGAUGGGCUGUGUCGAGACAAAGGCAGCUCUGCGGGUCAACAGCUCAAAGAGGCUGGUGGACACAUGCAYCUCGAGGGCUGGAUGAAACAACCCAGAAAUGGAAAGCGAGGUCAGGGCUGGGAGAGAAAAUACAUCAUCCUGGAUGGCACUAAGGUGUCAGUUUAUGAGAUMGAGCCCAGAGAAGACUCUGUGAAGCCGCUGGAGGAGUUUGACUUGUGUCUAUCUGAUGGAGAAGUGAUGGUUCAUGGAGCAGUUGGAGCUUCUGAGCUUCCAAACACUGCAAAGUCUGAUGUCCCCUUUGUCCUGAAGCUGGAGUCUCGGUGUCACACUCCCUGCUGGCCUGGUCAGUCCAUCUACUUCAUGGCCCCCAGUUUUCCAGAAAAGCAGCGCUGGGUGGCUGUGAUGGAGUCUGUGGUGGCUGGGGGACGAGCCUCGCGGGAGAAAGCAGAGGCUGAUGCAAAGCUUCUUGGGAAUUCUCUGUUAAAACUGGAAGGAGACGACAGACUGGACAUUAACUGCACCCUUCCUCUCACAGAUCAGAUCGUCCUGGUGGGGUCUGAAGAGGGUCUGUAUGCGUUGAAUGUUAUUAAGAACUCCUUGACUCACAUCCCUGGCCUGGGGUCAGUUUUUCAGAUCCAGAUCAUCAAAGAGCAGGAAAAACUGCUGAUGAUUGUCGGGGAUGAGAGGGCGCUGUGUCUGCUGGAGAUUAAGAGAGUGAAGCAGUCUCUGGCUCAGUCCCACCUGCCCAGCCCAACUGAACUGGCCCCCUACAUCUUUGAGACAGUGAAAGGCUGCCAUCUGUUUGCUGCUGGGAGGGUAGACAACGGGCCGUGUAUAUGUGCUGCUAUGCCAAAUAAAAUCACCGUUCUGCGUUACAAUGACAAUCUUAACAAAUACUGUAUCCGUAAGGAAAUUGAAACUUUGGAGCCAUGCAGCUGCAUCCAUCUGACCAGCUACAGCAUCAUCAUCGGCACCAACAAGUUCUACGAGAUUGAAAUGAAGCAGUAUGUGCUCGAAGAGUUCUUGGACAAAAAUGAUGUGUCUCUGGCCCCGGCUGUGUUUGCAGCCUCCUCUCACAGUUUUCCCAUCGCCAUCAUGCAGGUGGCCAGCAGUAUGCAGAAGGAGGAAUACCUUCUGUGUUUUCAUGAGUUUGGUGUGUUUGUGGACUCAUACGGGCGAAGAAGCCGGACUGAUGAGAUUAAGUGGAGCCGUCUGCCUCUGUCUUUUGCCUACAGGGAACCGUAUCUGUUUGUCACCUACUUCAACUCUCUGGAUGUCAUUGAAAUUCAGGGACACACAGCAGUGAGUCCCGCAGUGCUGGCCCACCUGGACAUUCCAAACCCUCGUUACCUGGGCCCAGCCAUCUCCUCCGGAGCCAUUUACCUCGCCUCCUCCUACCAGAACAAGCUGCGGGUCAUCUGCUGCAAGGGAAGCCUGAUCCGAGAGUCUGGAGACCUGCAGAGAACCGGCUCGAGCCGAGGCAGUCCCAGUAAGCGCUGCCCCCCCACUUACACGGAGCACAUUUCCAAGCGUUUGACUUCGGGACCCGGCAGCCACGACGGCCUGCAUCGGGAGCCAAGCACCCCACAUCGCUACCGGGAGGGUCGCACCGAGUUCAGACGAGACAAAUCUCCGGCUCGACCUCUGGACAGAGAGAAGUCCCCCGGCAGGGUGCUGGACAGCCGCAGGGAGAGGUCCCCGGGGAGAUUCGGGGAGAGCACCCGGCUCCAUGCUGGAUCUGUCCGAACGCAGCUCGCCCCUGUUAACAAGGUGUGGGAUCAGUCAUCCGUGUGACUCCUCCAGGCUGAAAAUGACAGGAAGCUGAAGGAGAGCACAGCUGAAAGCCUGAACUGACUCUGAGUACAAGCACACAAACACAUGAYGAAGGCCUGUACAUAGUGCAAGCUGAGCUCCAGGCUCAGUGUCGCUGCUGUGGGAGACGUCUGCUGUGACAAUCCUCUUCUCUGACGUGUUGGCUGCAUGGAACCAGCACCGAUCCACAGACUGAGAGAACACCCCUACAUGUACAUACGGCUGGGUUUUUAUAGAUGAAGGGAGCAGGCAGCAUAUGAAGCCAUGUCUAUUUUUUUUAACGAGUUUUAAAGAUGUUGCAGAGAGAUUAACGAUGUUGGUUUGGAAACACAAUACUGCUUUUAUUUUUCUUUGUUUGGAGAGUUAAAGCAACUUUUAAUUACUCCCAUAAAUCAUGAUGAGCGCUUUGACACUUUGCACAAAGAGUUAAAACCUUCUUGUUUGACCAGUCUUCUAUCCUGGGAUCGAACAAGCUCUCCUCCUGACUAAAUAUCCUCCAGUAUAUAACUGCUAUGACUGCUUUAUUGACAGCUGUUGUCGGGCCAUACUUUGUAAAACAACAAGUAAGCAAUGUUUUUUCCUCCAAGUGUUCCUUGUGUUGUUUUCUUUGGCAAACCUAAGAUGAAAUCCACGCAGCUCUGCCUCUGAUGCUGGACGCCGUGCAGCCAGGCAGCCUCAGACUGCCUCAGCUUGCUCUUAGUCCGCCGCCGCUGCUGCUGAUUGUGGUGCAGAUGUGUCCUGUUUCUGUGCAGUGGUAUGAAGUCCAGUAACCAUGAGAGGGGUCGUCACCUCGCAGAGACCACCUCCACUCGUCCCAUCAGUGAGCAUGACUUCACCUGCAGCAGCAUUUGUUGCUUUUUGAUCUCAACUCUUUCUCUUAGUUGUUUCUUUCUGUCAUGUAUCCACUUGAAUUUGCAUUCAAUAAGUAGACAUUGAUGUUAGACAGUAACUUUAAGAGUUUCUUGAUUUUUAGAGCUGUAUAACAGGACAUGCAUUAAACAUGAUCAAAGUGU